GACGUACGCUCUUGACAUUUCGAUAAGAUUAGCCUCUUGCCCCUUCACAGGUUCUCUUCUUUCUCCUUGGUCGCCAUGGAAGCCACACUCCUUACCUUUCCAACCUCCAAAGCCCCAUCUUCUCAAAUCCUGACCCGGCCCGCCAACCCAUUUCUAUCGUCCAAACCCAGACUGUCCUACAAAUCUCGCCGUCAUUUGCCUUCAAUCAAUGCCGCAAUUUCUCGCACCAAGAAAGAAGAAACCGUGGAAACAGUGAAAAAGCAGCUCGAGAACUGCUAUCUCCUCGCGGCAAUCAAUUACAAAGGGUUCACAGUGAAGCAAUUCCAAGAGCUUCGCAGAAGCCUUCCCGAGACUUCGACAUUGGUUGUGGCGAAGAACACUUUGGUUUACAAGGCCGUUGAGGGUACCGAGUGGGAAUCGUUGAAGCCGUGUAUGAAGGGUAUGAAUGUUUGGCUUUUUGUUCACACUGAGGAAGUUCCUGCCGCGAUUAAACCCUACAGGGAUUUCCAGAAGGAGAAGAAGCUUGAAGAUAAUGAUUUCACUGGAGCUGUGUUCGAAGGGAAGUUUUAUGCUCCCGAUGAGUUAAAAAAAUUGGAAUCUUUGCCCUCGCGUGCUGAGAUUUAUGCCAAAUUGUUGGGUUCUUUGCAAAGUCCCGCGUCGGCUUUGGUGGGCACAUUGCAAGCGCCGGCUAGAGAAAUUGUAAUGGUUUUGAAAGCUUACGUGAAGAAGCUGGAAGAAGAAGGUGGUGCGCAAUAAUGGAAAUUCGUGUAAUUGUAAGUGUAAUUUCGAUACCCUAUUGUUCAUUUGUGUUUCCAAGUUAUAUUAUGUAGAUUGAUGUGUUUUGCUUAUCUCGGAAAUUGUAGAAUUGAGGGAUACAAGAAGAGAGGGAGAGAAACCAGGGAAUGAGGAAUGUAUAAUUGUUGAAAGUUCAGGUUUCGAUGAGGGACUCUGUAAAACUUAUUGCCAGUCAGUUUUCAUUUUAAUCAUGCGAUUCAACAAGUUGGUAAUUUUCUUUAUAAUAAACUUUGUUUUCCUAUUAACAAAAGUUCAUUCUGUAAUUGACUGGAAAUGAUUUUACCGACUCGAUAACUGAGUGUCGUUUCAUAA
This is a messenger RNA of Neltuma alba, 1107 nucleotides long. RefSeq names its product 50S ribosomal protein L10, chloroplastic. The transcript has a single exon. The coding region runs from base 76 to 756 and encodes 226 amino acids. NCBI's taxonomy places the organism in Eukaryota, Viridiplantae, Streptophyta, Magnoliopsida, Fabales, Fabaceae. The record is from RefSeq and is a predicted model, not a curated record.